Colletotrichum acutatum is the source of this 1635-nucleotide messenger RNA. RefSeq lists its product as uncharacterized. Bases 130 to 1299 code for a protein of 389 amino acids. The transcript has a single exon. NCBI's taxonomy places the organism in Eukaryota, Fungi, Ascomycota, Sordariomycetes, Glomerellales, Glomerellaceae. The record is from RefSeq and is a predicted model, not a curated record.
AGGAAUUUUCAUAUUGCCGUAGCUUUUUCAUCUGAUCUUAUUGUAAGACUCAUUCGGGUCAAACUAGUGAUCUCAAUUGAGUAAUAGGACUAUUUCGACAUGUAUAUGUGCGCAAAGUUCCGGAUCUGAAUGCUGAAUAUAAGUGACCGGAGUCCAGCUCCAAUUGAAACGAUAACCAAACCAACACAACAACAAUCGUCAAUUGCCCAAUCGUCCAUCAUAUUCCCGUCCGAAACUUGCCACCAAGCCUCAAUCAACCAACUCCGUUCAACAAGAAGGGGGAACAAAUACAAGCACGUCACUACAAUGUCUCAAUUCAACCACGAACCAAACUCACAAUCCUCAUCCCCCUCCCCUCUCCUCCUCUCCCUCGCAAAAUCCUAUCCUCACGACCCAGCCCACUUACACAAAGUCCUCCUCCCGCAACUUACCCACCGCCUCCGCCUCGCCUCCCUCUGGUCCAUCACGCCCGGCACCCGCGUCCUCGACAUAGGCUGCGGCCAAGGCGACUCCGCCCUCGUCCUUUCCCACGCCAUAGCCCCACUCUCCAUCACCGCCGAUGGUGACACCAACAACGUCAGUCCGUGCCCGGCCCCGGGCUCCGCCCCGGUAGGCCACAUCACAGCCCUAGACCCGGCCCCCGGCGACUACGGCAGCCCCUACACCCUCGCCCAAUCCCAAUCUCAUAUCUCUUCGUCCCCCUAUGGCGCAGCAAUCACCUUCCACCAGUCCGACGCGCCGUCCUACCUCGCAUCGCACCCUUCCGAGUCCUUUGACGCCGCCACGCUGUGUCAUUCGCUAUGGUACUUCCCCUCCGCCGAUGCGAUAUCCUCCCUCUUUGAAGCCCUCUACGGCUCCAACAUCACCAUGCUCUGUUUCGCGGAAUACGCCCUCCAAGCUCGGAACCCGGCGCAAAAACCGCACGAACUGGCCGUCGCGGCGCAAAAGCGGUUCUACGAGCUACGGGCCGGGGCGGAGAAGGGGUUUAGUCUGGAUCAGGGCAACGUCCGCGGCGCGCUUGCGCCCGAGGAGAUUGUGAAGUUGGCGGAGAGGGCUGGUUGGAAGGUUAGGGAGAGGGGUGUUGUUGAUACGCCUGGGUUGCUGGAUGGGCAGUGGGAGGUUGGGGCUGCGGUUGAUUCGUCUUGGGCUGAGGAGGUCGUCGCUGAGGGGUUAGGGAAGGGUGCGGAGGAAGAAUUGUUGGGAUAUGUGAGGGAGAUUCGGAAUGCGGUUGAGGAGGUUAAGGAGAGUGGUGGGAGGAUUGAGACGAUGGACGCUGUUUGGGUUGUUAUGGAGCGUUGAAGUAUGUGGUUUUAUCAGAUGUCUUGCAAAACUCGACGGAGAAGAUUGAACACGAGGAACAUAUAUUCUCCAAGACUAUUCAGUAGCGAUGUCAUCUCUGCCUGAUUAUGAUUCCUAUUCCCAAGCAUCGAUAUCGACCCUUCGAUAACUGCCUUUAAGCUACAUUUCCUUUGGUCUGCGGGACACCUCAAGAGAUAAGGAGCUCAAAGUGUGGUCUGGAGAAAAGGAACACAUGAGGUAUCAAAUGGCGGUAGUCACCCAGAGAGAGGAGGGAGGCAUGCAGCAUGGUCGCCGGAUUGUAUACAACUAUUGUGGAAGUGGCCCAUGCUCGACGGA